CUAGUGCUUGUCCAUGAGACCACUUCAUGCAGGUUCCGGGAGAAGAAAUGCAUUGGACUAUAUGAUUUUUCAGGGACCUCAUUGAGAGCACAGGAACACCCACUUGUGUACAGACGUGUCAGAGAUUAAAUGGGUGCAAAGCUGUUUUGCUGGCCACAGGGUUCUCCUGGCAUUGCCAUGAUGCUGAGAGCCCUACUCCUUACAGGCCUUUUUAGCUGGGCCAAUGGCCAGGAAGGUCAGGCCAUGUUACCAGAAGAAAAGAGCAAAAUCAGGGACCAGAUCGUUGAGAUGUUCGAUCAUGCCUAUGGCAGCUAUAUGAAAUACGCGUACCCAGCGGACGAGCUGAUGCCCCUGAGCUGCAGGGGGAGGGUGCGUGGUCUGGAGCCCAACAGGGGAGACAUCGACGACUCUCUGGGGAAGUUCUCCCUCACUCUGAUUGACACCCUGGAUACUCUGGUGGUGUUGAACAAGCUCGACGAGUUUGAGGAUGCGGUGAGGAGGACGUUGAGGGAUGUCAGGCUGGACAACGAUGUGGUGGUGUCUGUGUUUGAGACCAACAUCCGAGUCCUGGGGGGCCUGCUGGGGGCGCAUACGAUGGCGGACAUGCUCCGUCAGCGGGGGGAGAGGAUGCAGUGGUACAGAGAUGAGCUGCUCCACAUGGCCAAGGAGCUGGGCAACAGACUGCUCCCUGCCUUUAACACCACCAGUGGCCUUCCCUACCCCAGGGUAAACCUGAGGUACGGGGUCCUUAAUCCCAUGUCACGCACAGGCACUGAGUCGGACACCUGUACAGCCUGUGCAGGGACCAUGAUUCUAGAGUUUGCUGCUCUCAGUCGGCUGUCUGGGGAGGCCGUGUUCGAGGAGAAUGCUAGGAAAGCCCUGGAUGUCCUGUGGGAGAAGAGACAGAGAGGAAGUGACCUCGUGGGCACAGUCAUUAAUAUCCACAAUGGUGACUGGGUCCGCAGGGACAGUGGUGUGGGUGCUGGCAUUGACUCCUACUAUGAGUACCUGAUGAAGGCUUACGUUCUGCUGGGAGACAACGUUUACCUGGAGAGGUUCAACACUCAUUACAGAGCCAUCAUGAAGUACAUCAGCCAGCCUCCGCUGCUGCUCAACGUGCACAUGCACAACCCCACGGUGAGCGUCCGCAGCUGGAUGGACUCCCUACUCGCCUUCUUCCCCGGCCUGCAGGUUCUGAGAGGAGACCUAAAGCCAGCCAUAGAGACCCAUGAGAUGCUCUACCAAGUCACCAAGCAGCACAAGUUUCUCCCUGAGGCUUUCACCACCGAGUUCAGAGUUCACUGGGGUCAACACCCUCUGAGACCAGAGUUUGCAGAAAGCACUUACUACCUCUACAAGGCCACAGGCGACCCCUACUACCUCAGGGUGGGCCAGUCCAUAGUGGAAAAACUCAACGCCCAUGCCAGGGUACCUUGUGGGUUUGCAGCUGUGCAGGACGUCCGCACAGGGGCCCACGAGGACAGGAUGGACUCGUUCUUCCUGGCGGAGAUGUUUAAGUACCUGUACCUUCUGUUCUCUGAGAAGAACCAGCUUCACUUUGACAUCGACGACUACAUCUUCACCACCGAGGCCCACCUGCUGCCUGUCUCCCUGUCCACCUCACAGCCCCCUUGUCGGGGCAACAACACGGAAGCGCCCACUGCCUUGGAGGAAGACCUGUUUACCUACUCCUGCCCCAGCACCCAGACCCUUUUCCCCAACAACCCCUCCUUCGCCAAGACCAUAAGGGACAGCUACAAGUACCUGACUGGGGUGGGCCGAGCCUUCCACGCUUCGCCUGUCAGGGGCAUCGAGCUGCCGCUUCACGACCACGGUAUGGAGCCUGUUGAGUUUCUGAGGAACAUGGGCAUCUCCCUCACCCCACUGAGCGAGGCUGGGGCAACAGGGACACCGGGGGAGGUACAUAAAGGUGUUUACAGGGUGAAACUGGUGGCAGAGGUGACCCAGACCACAGAGGAGGAAGAAGUAGAGCCCCUCCUUGUUCAGCUCAUAUCCCCCCCGUUUCUGGGUAGAACGGUCCUGACUGCAGGACCAGCUAAGUUUGGAAUGGACCUUACCAAGCAGGAGCACGGGGUGAAGGGCAGCAUCGUAAAGACCUCCCCUUACACAGCGUGUGGACCCAUAGAGAAUGCUGAGGAGCUGAGCGGGCACAUUGCCCUGGCACUGCGUGGCGACUGCAUGUUUGCUGCCAAGGCCCACAGGCUACAGGAGGCUGGGGCUAUCGGAGUCAUCUUCAUAGACCACCGGGAGGGGAGUAACAGUGCAGAGACGCCCCUGUUCCAGAUGGUGGGAGACGGAGGGUCCACAGCUGACAUCACCAUCCCCCUGGUGUUCCUAUUCAGCCAGGAGGGGGCGCUGCUCACCUCUGCUCUGGAGGACCACAGCAACGUAGAUGUACUGAUGCUGCCCAAAGAGAGGCGGCUAGGUAAGACAACAGACAAAGCAGACAAGCCCUUGGGGAAGAUGAACAUCAAGUUCCGCCUGGCGGAAGAGGGGGAGCUGGAAGACGGAGAGGCCAGAGGCCCCACCCUGCAGUUUGUCCUGGAGAAGGGAGAGGUAGUGUUGGAGGAAGAGGAGUACAAACAGCAAGGAGACAGCUGCUUGACACCUGGAGACGAUCAUAUGCCAUGUUUCUACAGACAAACUGCUGCCUCGCCUCCCUCCCACAGCGCCAACGACCCCGAUACAGACCCCUGAUCUCAGUUAGGUUCCUCAACCCCCUCCCACUGACCAAGGGCCUGGGCUCCCCAGCACUGAUCCCUGGUCGGUGUCCAGAGGCACGUUGAUGUGCCAGAGAGGGCCCUGCUGCACGCUCUGGACUGGACUGACUCAAAAGGGGACCUUAGCAGUGUGACAGUCAAUCCCAUUGACUCACUCACUACCCCUUUUAAAAUCUGAGGGUGGUCUCGUACAGUUGAUAGUUAUUGGAACUGCAGUAUUUAUUAAUGUAUAGGAAGGGAUGGGCAUGGGGCAGGUAGCUAGUCUUACCUUGCUACUGUAGCCUCAAGCCAACUCAGUUGUGUUGUGGAGAUGACCGAUUUAGUCAGUUGAUUGUAAGAGAGAAUUGAUAACAACACAUUUCAGAGAAAUAGCUGAGGUAAGCGUGGGAGGGGGUAUUGGGCUGAUAUAGGGAACCCACUUUGUCUGAGGCCUUGUGUUUGAGUCUCUGUACUGUAGGCUAGAUUGUGUUGAGCGGCUGCACUGAAAAUGGGAUUGCUUUACUGUCCCCUGUAACAAGUUGGUAUCCUGUCAAUUCAGUGGCGUGUGAGUGAAUUUAAAGUGUGGCUAGUAGUGUUAUUUUGAAGAUGAAUAGGUGAGGAAUGGGCUCUCCUGACCAAAGGGAUGUGUUAACACUCACAAGAAUGCUUUUAGAAAAAGGAUAAGGUGCCAUUUUGGGUGAACCGAUUAGUUAAAUUUUAUUUAUUUUGUACUGGUAGCUACAUCAGGGAAAUGUCAGAGUGAAAAAGAUGUGUGUGUGCAAUCGUUACUACACUACCAAAUCAAUACCUUUUAUCGACCUUAGUCAUGCAUGUUUCAUUUUUCAAAUGUCAGUCGGUUAUGUAAACACAAUACAUCAGUCAGAUUUCCGCAACAACUAAGAGCAUUGAAGCGCGAGGCUCAACUCCUCUGCCAUUUUGGGUCCCAUAUAAACCACGUUGUAACAUGAAGUGCAGCCGCGCUCAUACUGUGUGAGGAGAAAGUCUUGCACUGCGCUUAACUACAUUUUUGUAGUGCUGCUCGUGGCAACGUCAUGAUGCUGAGUCUGCCAGCUCUAGGUUGGUACUCUGCCGAUCUUCACCACUGCCCCUGUGCCACCAGACGGCCUAUAAUGCCAUGCACUUCAGCACACCGGCAUCUUCCUCCUAGAGCUAUCGUCAUGGUGGGACCAUACAUCCAGGGACUUCUUCCCAAGCAGCUCACAGCACAUCAAACACACCGUUGGUGUUUUGUCUGUUCGGUGUCCUCAUUGCAAACAUCCUUUGUAUGAUUCUUUGUGUGUGUGUCACUCUUUGUGUGUGCGUGACUCUUUGUGUGUGCGUGACUCUUUGUGUGUGCGUGACUCUUUGUGUGUGCGUGACUCUUUGUGUGUGCGUGACUCUUUGUGUGUGCGUGACUCUUUGUGUGUGUCACUCUGUGUGUGUCACUCUUUGUGUGUGUGUGUGUGAAUCUUUGUGUGUGUGUGUGUGUGUGUGUGUGUGAAUCUUUGUGUGUAGUUAUUUGUGUGUGUAGUUCUUUGUGUGGACAGUGAGAACAUCAGACUUAUUUUUCUGUCACCAUCUUUCUUUUUGCAUUAUGAGAUUACCUGUGUGUGUGUGUGUGUGUACCAAGAUGAGUUAAGAUGCAGCAGCCAUAACGUUUCUAUUUGUAUGAUCAGAUGCCGUCACUCACAUCCGCGUAUUGUAUCAUUCCUGAGUCUCAAUAUUGAUCUGCCAGGUGUUUUAAUCAUUUUUGCAUGGGUUUUAUAUUUAAUAUAUUUUAAGGUGUAAAAGUGGGUUAUAUUCCCAAUGUCCCUGUGGAAACAUGGGUAUGGUUUGUAUAGAGAAAGUGUUUUGUCAUGACAGAGUACAUGAUUUCUUCACAGUUAAUGUUUUGUGUAGUAGACUUCUCAUUGUUGCUGCUUACUUCACUUGAAGUCUUAAUCCACCACAGCCAUCUAUAUACAGUACUUGUUGAUUUCAAGGCAAAGUCCAUCUGUAUCUAUGGUUUCUGUGACCAUUACUGUUCACUCAGAGAAGAAAUGGACGUUAAAAAUGAUUUGUCUUUUUUGGUAUUUAUUAUGGACAUUUUGGAAAUGUUGACUGAUCGGGAUAACUGAAGCUCAAAGUGCCAAAGUGAUUAUUUCUGAUAGUAGUAUCAGAUAAUGUACUUUGUCUUUUGAGAAGUAUUAUUUGAGCGCUGAAGCACCUGAUCUUGUCAAUAAAUUCAGAAUCAUGA
Oncorhynchus mykiss (rainbow trout) is the source of this 4956-nucleotide messenger RNA. RefSeq names its product ER degradation-enhancing alpha-mannosidase-like protein 3. Lineage: Eukaryota; Metazoa; Chordata; Actinopteri; Salmoniformes; Salmonidae. Gene Ontology annotation, biological process: carbohydrate metabolic process; mannose trimming involved in glycoprotein ERAD pathway; endoplasmic reticulum mannose trimming. Gene Ontology annotation, molecular function: calcium ion binding; mannosyl-oligosaccharide 1,2-alpha-mannosidase activity. The record is from RefSeq and is a predicted model, not a curated record. Gene Ontology annotation, cellular component: membrane; endoplasmic reticulum.